AGACGAUUAAGUAGCUUAGAUACUUCUGGUGGAGCCACACAGUAGCAAAUACUGACAUUGUAGGCUCAGUGUUUUCCUCGCUCUCUUUGUAAUGGUGAAAUGGAGCUUCUUCUAGGCCUCGUGCUUGGGGUGAUUGGAGUUAUAGGGAUUAUUUUCCUGUUGCUUCUCUCCUUCGCAAUUUAUUAUGAUCUUUCCAGGAGUAAAAUCCCAUCUGGAUUUGACAGUCCAUUAAAGCUUCGGGUCAUUCACUGCUUUGUCAUUAUGGUGGUCAUUGUGGGGAAGUGUCUUGAACUGCUGGGUGUCUGCAGACAGGUUGCCUUUAUCCGCUUUGUUGUGAGUUUCCGGAAUCCAAGUGUGGCUCCCAGCCUCUCUGCCAAAGACCUGCAUUUCGACGGGGUGCCUGUGAGGGUUUAUCAGCCCAAAGCACCAUCUGCUGGCCCAAGGAAAGGAUUUGUGUUCCUUCAUGGAGGUUCUGGGAUGUUUGGGAGCAUUGCGUCUUACCAAGAUGUCUGCUGCAAAAUCGCCAAGGAGACUGAUUCAGUGCUUGUGUCUGUCGGCUACCGCCUGUCUCCUGAGCAUCUUCAUCCCGCUCAAUACAAGGACUGCCUUGCUGCUACCAUACACUUAAUCCAAAAUGCAGCUUCCCAUGGGGUGGAUCCUUCCAAGAUCAUUGUUGGUGGGGACAGUGCUGGGGGCUUUUAUGCUGCUGUUGUUGCCCAGAAACUGGUGGAGAGAUCAGACCUUCCAAAGCUACGGGCUCAAGUGCUGAUCUACCAGACUAGCCAGGCUAUGGACCUCAACCUGCCUUCCUAUCAGCAGAACGGCUAUAUGCCCCCCUUGUUCCGGGAAAGCACUGCUUACAUUGGCCUGAAGUAUAUUGGAAAGGACCCGUCUUUGGCAGGCCAGCUCCUGAAGGGCUCUCAUGUGCCAGAUUCAAUGAGGCUGAAAUAUGGGAAGUGGAUAAGUCCAGACAACCUUCCAGAGAGAUUUAAGGGGAGAGGCUACAAGCAAGUCCCACUUGCUCCUUAUGAACCUGAAGUCUAUAGGCAACUGCCAGAGAUAUUGGAACCUGAUAUUUCUUGUCUUUUUGCUGAGGACUCUGUCAUUGAGAAGCUUCCUGAAACCCUAAUUGUGAGUUGUGAGCACGAUGUAUUACGAGACGAUGCACUGCUGUACAAGAAACGUCUGGAGGACCAUGGAGUGAAAGUCAGCUGGUUCCAUGUUGAGAACGGGUUUCAUGGGGUGCUAAACCUCUUUGACGCAGGCAUGUUCAGAUUACCCGCUGCAGUUGAAUUAAUGGACAGGAUUGUAGACUUUGUCAAAAACCUAUGAGAGGAAAUCUCUUGAAUUUGUGAGUCACUCAUGAAGAGGGGAGGAUCUGCCAACUUCAGCCUCAGAUAGUUUCCCAUUAUUCCAAUCUUCUAUUCAGUUCUCCACAAUUCUGUAGAAAUAUGUGGUUCUUGGGGGCAGUGGGGAAUUGUUCAUGAAAAUUCACCAGCACUUGUGUGUGAAAUUUUCCCAAUAAACACUUUUACUUCACAUGGAGUUUUGACUAAUAUACACAUGAUUAGAACCAAUUUGCU
Messenger RNA from Zootoca vivipara (common lizard), 1583 nucleotides. The record is from RefSeq and is a predicted model, not a curated record. NCBI's taxonomy places the organism in Eukaryota, Metazoa, Chordata, Lepidosauria, Squamata, Lacertidae.